AUAUUAGUGAAUAUUCAACGUAAUCAAUAGAAAAUAAUAACAAUGAAUAAUCCAUAUAAUGAUGAUAACAUUCCUAAUAUAUAAACAAAUCAUAGAAAUUAAUAACAAUGAAUUUUUCAAACUAUGUCAAAUCAAGUUGUCCUAUUUUUGCCUUGUUUACGAUUUUGACAAGUUUUUUUUAUGUGGACAAAGCCUUGAUAAACAUUACUAAUCCAUUGAUUGCUUUCUUGAAUACUCAUUAAUUUGUUUAUGUAUUUGGAAUGAUAUUUGUAUUGGAUAGAAGAUAUUGUUAUAAUCACAUUAAAUAUUUCAUCAAUAAUAUUAAAACCAAAAGAUGAGUGAAAUAGAUUUGUUCAUAUAUAAAAUGUAGUUUUAUUAUAAGUAUAAAAUAAAGGUUAGAGAUUUGAUUUUCAAUUGGUAUCUAUAUUUCAGCAGUAUUUUGUUUACAAAUUAGAUAGUGAUACUUUAUUUAGCACGUAAAGAUAUUACAUACAACAAUGAGUGUCUUUCUACAGAAUAGUUCAUAUUUUAAAGUACUUUUAAAAUAUUCGUAUAGGUGAGAAAAAGUGAUAUGAAAUCUAGAACCGGUGGAUUACUUAACAGGGUGCAUUAAAUCUAUAAUCACCGAAACAUAACCCGUGAUCUACUGAAUUAGAGUACUAAUUCCCAUAAUCAUAAUAUGAUCAUAUGUGCAUUUGUCUGUAAUAUAUAGAAUUUGAUAGGGUCAACAUAUAGUACCACCUUGUAAUAUGCUUUUAACUAUAAGAUCGAAUGUUUCUGUCAACAAAUGAUUUUGUAGUCAGACCAAAUAAUAAUUAUUGUUGAUAAUGAUAUAGUGUUAGUGUUAGUGUCAAUGUUAAUGCUGGACUAUAUAAUUAAUUGGCUUUUGGCCUAAAUUCAUUGUUUCAAAGUGAAAUUAUAAAUGACAAUUAUCUCACUGGAAGUUUUAGAUUUUAAGAGAUUUUAAUUAUAACUGAAUGGCAUAAACUUCAGAUGGAAAAAAAAAACUGAAUGGCAUGUGUAAUUACUAAGAUGAAGUAAGGUUUAUUUAAAAAAAACAAUAUUUUAGUUUCAAUAAUAAUAUAGAUAAUUCAAUAGUAAAAAAAAAAAUGAUUCAGUCUAAUGUCCAACGUAAAACUCGGUCAAAAGAAUGAAGAGACACAAGAUGAUCAAACUCAGAUCCUUAAGACCGUUUCGUUGGUUAUCGAAUGUAUAAAUACACACAACAUACCUUCCACUCUCUUUACUCCUUACGUUUCUCUCUGAGAGUAUAACCUAAAAACGGAAAAAAAUCACACAACCCACGCGAAUCUCUUUCCGCAACGCCUAAAAAAACCCCUAGAGAUCAUCCACCUAUGGCGGCGGCUGUUGCAUCAGGAAUUGCCCCGACGACGGCUAUGGUUGAUCAAGUCCCUAACCAACCAUCGGUCACGGUUGCGUCUCCUCAAUCCACAACUCCAUUCACUCAGGUAGCCGCUGUGGCUGCAGCGGCUGCAGCCGCCGAGGCGUUACAAGCGCACCCUAACUCGUCGCUCUACGUGGGAGAUUUAGACCAAAGUGUCAAUGAGGCACAUCUGUUGGAUCUGUUCAACCAAGUUGCUCCUGUUCAGACAGUUAGGGUUUGUCGUGAUCUCACUCGCCGUUCUCUUGGUUACGCUUACGUCAACUUCGCUAAUCCCGAUGAUGCGAUGCGAGCGAUGGAUAGUCUGAACUACACUCCCAUCAAAGACAGGCCCAUAAGGAUCAUGCGUUCGAACCGUGACCCGAGCACGAGACUUAGCGGUAAAGGCAAUGUUUUCAUCAAGAACCUCGACGUAUCGAUUGAUAACAAAGCUUUGUACGAUACGUUCUCCAUCUUCGGGACUAUACUCUCUUGCAAGGUGGCAAUGGAUGUUACGGGAAGGUCCAAAGGUUACGGCUUUGUUCAGUUUGAGAAGGAGGAGACCGCUGAGGCUGCUAUCGACAAGCUUAACGGAAUGCUGCUUAAUGACAAGCAAGUGUUCGUGGGACACUUUGUUAGGCGUCAGGACAGGGCUCGGUCCGAGAGCGGGACGGUCCCUAGGUUUACUAACGUGUAUGUGAAGAAUCUUCCUAAGGAGAUUGGUGAUGAUGAGCUGAAGAAGACGUUUGGGAAGUACGGUGACAUUUCGAGCGCGGUUGUGAUGAAGGAUCAGAGUGGGAGCUCGAGGUGUUUUGGGUUUGUGAACUUCGAGAGCCCCGAGGCGGCUGCGGUGGCGGUUGAGAAGAUGAAUGGGAUUAGUCUUGGGGAGGAUGUGCUGUACGUUGGGAGGGCGCAGAAGAAGUCUGAGAGGGAGGAGGAGCUGAGGAGGAAGUUUGAGCUUGAGAGGAUCAGUAGGUUUGAGAAGUUGCAAGGUUCGAAUUUGUAUUUGAAGAAUCUUGAUGAUAGUGUGAAUGAUGAGAAGCUCAAGGAGAUGUUUUCUGAGUAUGGGAAUGUGACCUCAUGCAAGGUUAUGAUGAACUCAGAAGGUGUGAGCAGAGGGUUUGGUUUCGUUGCUUAUUCAUGUCCUGAAGAAGCUUUAAGAGCUAUGAAUGAAAUGAAUGGGAAGAUGAUAGGAAGGAAACCUCUUUACAUUGCUUUGGCUCAACGCAAGGAAGAGAGGAGGAGCCACCUCCAGACUUUAUUUUCCCAUAUGAGGCCAAAUGGGACAAUGUCGCCAAUGGCAUCACCAAUGCCUGGUUUCCAUCACCACCCACCAGGUGGUGCAAUGGCAGGACCACACCAUCCCAUGUACGUGGGCCAGAACGGUCAAGGUCUGGUGCCAUCGCAGCCUAUGGGGUAUGGUUACCAGCUUCAGUUCAUGCCUGGGGUACGUCCAGGUUCUGGUCCAUCUAACUUCAUGAUGCCUUACCCUCUUCAAAGGCAAAACCAGCCUGGUCCCCGUGUUGGGUUCAGGCGUGGUGCUACUAACAUGCAGCAGCACUUCCAGCAGCAACAGAUGAUGCAGCAAAAUGCAAGUCCGGGUAUGAGAUACAUGGGAGGCCCAGGCAACAGGAGGAAUGGAAUGGAAGGAACUGCUCCACAAGGCAUCAUCCCUUUGCCGUUGGAUGCAUCUGCAAUCUCUCACAAUGCUUCUCAAAACCCACAGAAGCCACCACUCCUCCCCAUUUCUAAGCUCAUGUCUGCCUUGGCUCUGGCUAACCCUGCUAGUCACCCACAGAUGCUUGGGGAGCAGCUUUACCCUCUGGUGGAGAAGCAGGAGCCAGUCCACACGGCCAAAGUUACAGGGAUGUUGCUGGAGAUGGACCAGGCCGAGAUCCUGCACCUUCUCGAGUCUCCUGAAGCACUUAAGGCCAAAGUCUCUGAAGCUCUGGAUGUGCUCAGGCUCUCUGCUAAUCCGCCAGCUGUGUCCUCCGUUGAUGACCAGUUCGCACCCUCGGCAACCGAGUGA
Messenger RNA from Brassica rapa (field mustard), 3410 nucleotides. RefSeq names its product polyadenylate-binding protein 5. The record is from RefSeq and is a predicted model, not a curated record. Lineage: Eukaryota; Viridiplantae; Streptophyta; Magnoliopsida; Brassicales; Brassicaceae. Gene Ontology annotation, molecular function: RNA binding.